Messenger RNA from Jaculus jaculus (lesser Egyptian jerboa), 3481 nucleotides. RefSeq names its product neuron derived neurotrophic factor (gene Ndnf). The record is from RefSeq and is a predicted model, not a curated record. Lineage: Eukaryota; Metazoa; Chordata; Mammalia; Rodentia; Dipodidae. Gene Ontology annotation, molecular function: protein binding. The coding region runs from base 347 to 2053 and encodes 568 amino acids. Gene Ontology annotation, biological process: extracellular matrix organization. The transcript is spliced from 4 exons.
UCCGCUGUCCCGAGCUCCGCAGCAUCCUCCCGCUACCCCGCGCCCGCACGCUCCCCGCCGCUGCCAGGCCUCCGGGCGCCUUCCCGGGAGCCCCGCCGCUCCCCUCGCCACUUCGCACCAACUUCAGCGGCCAACCUUUGAAGUUUGCAGCGCCCACCGCGAAGUUGGGGCACUCGGGCAGAAGCAGCAGUUUUCUAUCUGCCGCCGUCCCCGCCAUCCAGUCGUCCGGAUCCUGGUCCUUACCAUCUUGGCGGGAUCCGGGUACCGGGUUUCGCGCACCUCGGGGAGAAGUCUCCCCUUCUCUCUAGGAAAAAAAAAAAAAAAACAAAACCCGAAGUUUUAAAGGAUGGUGCUGCCACACUGGUGUCUGCUUUGGCUGCUGUUGCCACUCACCUCCAGGACCCAGAAGCUGCCCACUCGAGAUGAGGAGCUUUUUCAGAUGCAGAUCCGGGAUAAGGCAUUUUUCCAUGAUUCAUCAGUGAUUCCAGAUGGAGCUGAAAUAAACAGCUAUCUCUUUAGAGAUACAGCUAAAAGGUACUUCUUUGUGGUUGAAGAAGACAACACUCCAUUGUCGGUCACUGUGACUCCUUGUGACGCACCUUUGGAGUGGAAGCUUCGCCUCCAGGAGCUGCCCGAGGAGACGAGUGCUGAAGGCUCAGGUGAUCCUGAACCUCUGGAGCAGCAGAAGCAGCAGGUCACCAAUGAGGAAGGCACUGAGCUGUUCUCCUACAAAGGCAACGAUGUCGAGUACUUUUUGUCUUCUAGUUCUCCAUCUGGUUUAUAUCAGUUGGAGCUUCUUUCAACAGAGAAAGAUACACAUUUCAAAGUAUAUGCCACCACCACUCCAGAGUCUGAUCAGCCAUACCCAGAACUACCAUAUGACCCCAGAGUUGACGUAACCUCUCUUGGACGCACCACGAUUACUUUAGCUUGGAAGCCAAGCCCCACAGCCUCUUUACUGAAACAACCCAUUGAAUACUGUGUGGUCAUCAACAAAGAGCACAAUUUCAAAAGUCUUUGUGCAGUUGAAGCAAAAUUGAGUGCAGAUGAUGCCUUCAUGAUGGCCCCAAAACCUGGCCUGGACUUUAGUCCCUUUGACUUUGCCCAUUUUGGAUUUCCUUCAGAUAAUUUGAGUAAAGAACGCAAUUUCCUAGCAAAGCCUUCUCCAAAGCUAGGACGCCAUGUCUACUGGAGACCCAAGGUUGACAUUCAGAAAAUCUGCAUAGGCAACAAAAACAUCUUCACUAUCUCUGACUUAAAACCUGACACACAGUACUACUUUGAUAUCUUUGUGGUCAAUGCCAACAGCAACAUGAGCACUGCCUAUGUGGGUACCUUCGCCAGAACCAAGGAAGAAGCAAAGCAGAAGACCGUGGAGCUCAAAGAUGGGAGAGUUACAGAUGUCUUUGUCAAAAGGAAGGGAGCCAAGUUUCUCCGAUUUGCUCCAGUCUCUUCCCACCAAAAAGUCACCAUCUUUAUUCACUCUUGUCUGGACACUGUCCAGAUCCAAGUGCGAAGAGAUGGGAAACUACUUCUCUCACAGAAUGUGGAAGGCGUCCGGCAGUUCCAGCUGAGAGGAAAGCCCAAAGCAAAGUAUGUCAUUCGACUGAAAGGAAACAAGAAAGGAGCUUCCUUGUUGAAAAUCCUGGCCAGCACCAAGCCGAGCAAGCAGGCUUUCCCCUCUCUUCCCGAAGACACGAGAAUCAAAGCCUUUGACAAGCUGCGUACCUGUUCUUCAGUUACAGUUGCUUGGCUAGGCACCCAGGAAAGGAACAAGUUUUGUAUUUAUAAAAAAGAAGUGGAUGAUAACUACACUGAAGACCAGAAGAAAAGGGAGCAAAACCAAUGCCUAGGACCAGACACAAGGAAGAAAUCAGAAAAGGUCCUCUGUAAAUAUUUCCACAGUCAAAACCUACAGAAAGCGGUGACUACUGAAACAAUCCAAGGUCUAGAGCCUGGCAGAUCUUACCUGCUGGAUGUUUAUGUCAUAGGGCAUGGGGGUCACUCUGUGAAGUACCAGAGUAAAGUUGUGAAAACAAGGAAGCUCUGUUAGUUACCUACCUUGUAUAAAGAGAUCUUAUAUAAAACUUGAAGAGGGUCAUUGAAUCACUUUCCCUAAAACUGACUACUCCCACAGCUGAUAGAAGUUGUGCCCUGUAUUUGGACUGUGGAAGGAAAGACAUCCACAUGUGUAUAUUGAUGUCAAUAUAGCAUAACUUGGAGACUUUGUUUAGUACCCCAUGGUACUUAGGGUACAUGUGUUUAUUGCCAGCUGAUGUCAAGGGAGGAGGAUACCUUGAAGAAACUGCCAUCCCUUGCUUUGAUCACUGCAUGGACUGCUUCUAAAUUAUUUUAUUACCUAAAAAAAUUUAAAUAUGCCAUUCAUUGCACAAUUCACAAAUGAAAAUUAUUCCUCUCUAUAGAUGCUAGGGGAUAUAUAUAUAUAUACAUAUAUAUAUAUAAAUUAUUUUAUAAAGUGUUUUAAAUGUCAGUGUUUCUAUUAUUGUAAACUACUAAAUUCCUUCUCUGUUAAAAUAUAGAUCUAAGUAUUAUUAAGUUGACAGUCCUCUAGACAGUUACAUUGCUCUUGUAAAUUCUUUUCUGUCCAGUAACAUGUUUAAAUACUGUAUAUAUCUCAUGUACAAAGUUGACACAUGUUGUAUUCAUGUACAUAAAAUUAAGGUUAUUAGAUUAUUGUACUGUUUAUUUUCCCAAGAAGCUACCUUGGUAUAUUCAAUUUCUAAUCUGUUCUUAAACAUUGGACUCUUUUUCGUAGUUAAGAGCCAUAUCUCUUAACAGUUACUAUGGCAUCAGGAACAGUUAUUAAAAUCUUCAUUUUGGCAUUUAGUAGGAGCCAGCCUUUGUGGGAGCAGAAAGAGCUUUGAUAGACUUGUUUUACAAGAGGACAAGGCAAGCACUGCCAACUCCACAGGCCGUCAACAAAUCAUCCGCAACAUCUCAAAAUACAUCACAUUUAAACAUUUAUUAUAAGUGCUGAAGCUGAGAUAUUUAUUUAGUGUUUUCCAUCUACUUGAAUAUUAAUGAAGUAGUCAUACUAACCUCUAGCUGAAGCAACUGAGCACACACCAAUCAGGAUUUGGGUGAGUAAUGACUGUAAAAGCCACUGCUUUUGACAUUCAAUUUCCAUGGAUUGUCUCAAAAUCUUGGCAUAAGACACAAUGUAAGCAGAGCAUAUCUAAGGCCAUCCAUUAUAGCCUGCACAAAGAGCAGUUUUAUCCUAUACAGGUUCUGUUCAUAAAUCCUAAGGUAUCAUGAGACUACAAGAUCUGGGUUCAGGAAAGCCUGAAAUUUGCAAUCACCCACAACAGUAUGGCUUUAGGAAGAUCAUUUACUUUUCAUUUGUUUUUUCCAUCUAUAAAAUGCAGGUCAUGAUUAGUUUGAAUAAGCUGGCACUGUUAGAAACCUUCUGUCAUCAGAGGUCGUGUCUUUUAGACCUCUAUGUAUAAAUUGUGAAGUUCUG